AUGGUGGAGUCGGCUUUGGUCGGGCAUUUGCUCGACCCACGCUCUCCCUUAAACAUCGAAAGCCUCCUGGUAAUUUUGUUUUAUAGGGAUUCUUAUGACAAACUAUCUAUUACAGAUCAACAGGUUAUCGAACAAGUAUCACAACACCGGCUGAAAGGGUCCGACUUUCGAUUAUUGAAGGUUAUAGGACGAGGAGCAUUCGGAGAAGUACAGCUCGUGCGACACACUCAGACCAAUUGUGUUUAUGCUAUGAAGCUCCUCAAUAAAGAUGACAUGAUCAAACGAUCAGACUCAGCGUUUUUCUGGGAGGAAAGGGACAUUAUGGCGCAUGCGAAUUCUGAUUGGAUCGUGCGGCUUCACUACGCAUUUCAAGAUCAGCGAUAUCUAUAUAUGGUCAUGGAAUACAUGCCCGGUGGUGAUCUAGUGAAUCUUAUGACGACGUACGAUGUGCCUGAGAAAUGGACGAGGUUCUAUGCAGCCGAACUUGUUGAAGCACUUGCUGCUCUUCAUUCGAUGGGCUACAUUCAUAGGGACGUCAAGCCGGAUAAUAUGUUGAUCUCACGAAGUGGUCAUAUAAAACUCGCUGAUUUCGGCACGUGCGUAAAGAUGAACAAAAACGGUGUUAUCAAGUGCUCCACAGCCGUUGGUACGCCUGACUAUAUUGCUCCCGAAAUCCUCCAAAAUCAGGGCAAAGAAGCAGAAUUCGGCACAGAAGUGGACUGGUGGGCAGUUGGAGUUUUCAUCUACGAAAUGCUGAUUGGCGAAACGCCAUUCUUUGCUGAAGCAUUGGUAUCGACGUACUCUAACAUCAUGGAUCACAAAAACAGCCUUCGCCCUGCAGUUUGCAAAGCUUACGAUUCUAGAUGCAAUCCGGGCGCAUCCGUGCCCUUUUUUCUGUCAAUAUUUGGGUCUGCUACUCCGCCAGUCAUUCCCGAGUUAAAAGGUGAUGACGAUACUACUCACUUUGAGCCCAUGACUGAAUCGUUCCAGCUCCCAAAGACUUUCAUAGGAAAUCAGUUACCAUUUAUUGGGUUCACCUACUCGAAUGAGCUAAGGAAAGUUGCCGAUCAGUACAAGAACCUCGUAGAGAACGAGCGUUUAGCGAGACAGAUCGCUGAAACGAAUGUGAAUGAAUUCGACAAGGAGAAGACUAUGCUGAAGGAGGAGGUGAAACAGCUGGUGGCUCGCCAUGAGAAGGUAUUUGUUACGGUUUUCAUUUCUUCUCUUUCAGUUAAGGCUUCUAUUAUGAUUCCUGCCACUUUCAUCAAUUUCUUUUUAAGGAAGCUAGAUCUUGAAAAAGCACACAAGAGGGCUGUCAUCGUGAAACUCGAGGAGGAAAUGGCAAAACGAGUUGAUAAGAAAGGAGGCAAACACAUUACGAAGGCCGACUUGCUGAAGAAGGAUCGUGAAAUCGUAAGUGUUAGGCGCUAUAAGAAGUUGAUUGCAGCGAUCAUUAAAUUUCUAAAUAACUCUUCAUUCUUUUCGUUUCUGAAGCCGAUGUUCCUAACUGCAUUUAAUCAAGUGACUUACCAGCUUUUUCUUAUGUUUUCUAUUUUCGCUCUUAUCUUUCGUGCUUCUUGUGGUAUAGUCUGUAGACAAAACUCUUUCUAUUACCAGAAUUUUUUUAGCCAAUUAUGCCACGUCCGCUUGGUCACAGCCGCUGAUGUUCGUGUUGCUGACGCCGAACAAAUUCGAAGAAUAUUCCAUGUGAGCUGUAGCUGUCGCGAAUAUUGCUUAUGUUUGUUUUUUCAUCUUCGUUUAUAUUCUUCUCUACAGGAAUCCUGGAAAAGUCAUGACUUCCAAGAGCUGACCUUUCAUAUGAGCACCUAUUGUGAUAUCUGCAGCAAAAAACUAUCCGAUCUCGUUCGACCACCACCAGCUUAUGAGUGCAAAAAUAACAGAAGAUUUUCAACAUCAUACCUGCUGCAAAGGGUGAUGGCGACGCAAAGCUCCAACCCAAUAUCCCGUGUGUCAUCGAAAAUUCGUCACCAACCGUCGCACAGCCAUUCAGGCAGCAUCAACUAA
Messenger RNA from Haemonchus placei, 2025 nucleotides. Lineage: Eukaryota; Metazoa; Nematoda; Chromadorea; Rhabditida; Trichostrongylidae. The record is from the annotation of a GenBank genome assembly.